Messenger RNA from Cygnus olor (mute swan), 13751 nucleotides. It is a transcript of the gene PDE4B, whose product is annotated as phosphodiesterase 4B. The record is from RefSeq and is a predicted model, not a curated record. Gene Ontology annotation, biological process: signal transduction. Bases 10546 to 12057 code for a protein of 503 amino acids. NCBI's taxonomy places the organism in Eukaryota, Metazoa, Chordata, Aves, Anseriformes, Anatidae. Gene Ontology annotation, cellular component: cytosol; perinuclear region of cytoplasm; nucleus. Gene Ontology annotation, molecular function: 3',5'-cyclic-AMP phosphodiesterase activity; transmembrane transporter binding. The transcript has 10 exons.
GUGUCUUCCCCGUGCUAUCACAACUUUGGAAACCUGUUUCGCUCCUCGCUCUCUUCCCUGGAGGACCCUUCCCAGCCAGGACUGCCAGCGCAGUUGCAACAUGCAGAGCAAAUCGUUCAAGUCUCUUAUUUCGAUUCGGAAAAGCUGUCUCCUAAAGAACCCUCUGUUACUCCCGAGCUGAUCGACCCGGCCCCAGCCCUGCCACCAGGCGAGGUUUCCAGCCGGCAGCUCCCGGGGCAGCAGCGCGACAGCUCUCCGUGCUCCCCUCCAUGUCGCACGGGAGCCAGGAGCCGCUAAGAUAAACAGAAGUGAUUUCAUCUUGCGUGCGUUUCAGCGGGCGUUUCGGGCAGAAAAGAGGAGCAGGGCCGCACCUCGCUUUGAGGAGACAGUGGCUAAAUAAACAUCUGGGCACUAAUGUAAACUCGCGCGGGUCUCGGUGGAGGUUUGGCGCAGCGCGGGGCCGGGUGCCAGCAGGGUAUGUGCCGGGCUGCACAGCGUCCACGUUCGCGCGAGUGUCGGCCCCGAAUCUUGUCCGCUUCGUACGUGAUGUUUCCCUUGAGCGGUGCCAAGCUGUUUAGUCUUUCGGUUGCUUUGCUGUAACUUCCUUUGUUUAAUAUCCUUUAAAACAGCCGAGCGCCUCACAAAGAGAAGCUUGUUCGGCUGUGCAGCAGCCAGCGAGACAAAGAGACUUCCACGUCUCCUGUUUUUACAAGCCGGGAUGAAUCACCCAGCUCCGCACGCGGUUCCCCAGCCGCGCGCCGGUAUUCCCCUUGCCCGGGGACUGGCGCUGAGGAAGCAGAGAUGCGCGGCCGAGCUGCCGGGAGGGCUCACACGCGGGCCGGGAGGGCUCACACGCGGGCCGGCUGCCGUCAGCAUCCCCUGGCACCGCGCUGCCCUUCCCGCCGAGGCGCUGCCGGUGUCGGGUUUGACGUCGGCGUGCUCCAGCGCCGUUAACUGUUUCCUAGUCCUCCAGCUGCAGGGCACGAGAGCAUCGCUGCCGCCAAGCACGGUAGGAGCCGUUUGUGGCCGAGGCUGCAGUGGUCGCUCAGACUUUGCUUUAUCGGAUGGCGUCUGCUUGUGUGGAAGUGUCCUUGCUCCAGAGGAAAGGGCUCCGUGUUUCUUAAGGCAGUGCUGCACGUAGUGAGCGACCCGUUUGCUUUUAACGGGAGCGCUUGGGAGUGGUGCACGCGAGGCUGCGGGACGAGGAGGGAGCAGCCCCGGCUCGUGAGCCCCCCAGAAGCUGCGGGGUGCUCGAGGCGGGGGAGCUGGCUCUGCCCCUGCCGUGUGCGUCAGCUCUCAGCGCUCUCACACACGGGCCUUCGGGUCAGCUGUCUCUUUAUCCUCCCUAUUCCUCCCCCUCUCUCUCUGGCCUCUACAGUAAAUCAUUCUGGUUCUAUGAAAUACGGCACAACAGCGGGGAGGAAUAGCGGGCCAUGCACAGGCGGAUUUGACAACCUGAUAUUUUUGUCUUGCUAGCCCCGUGGGCUGUCAGUUUCCAGAUAUCUCAGCUGAGCUGAUUCAAAUAUCAAAGGCAGCGGCACGUUAGGAAGGUGUGCCGCUGUCUUGGUGAAGUGCCAGCACGGCGGGGGGAGCCAGGGCCGCCGUCCGAGAUACCCUCCUGGAGCAAACGACUUCAUUUCCAGCGGUGGCUGCUGCCCCGUCCCAUCACGCUGGUGCCGUAAACGGGUCAGAAAAGCCCAUAAGAGGGCAACCCCACGACCACGCACCAUGCUGCCAGUGCACAUCCGGACAGCCACCGCAGAGGUGAGGAUUUGGGGCGCUGAGUUUCGCUUCAAAUCCAUCUUCCCGGGAGCCCUUCUGGGGAGCCGCCGUCCGUCAGGACGCGACGGUGCCCAGGACUUCCUAGCUUGCCCCUUAACAUUUUCUGCUUGUGCUUGGAUGUGACGGCUGUUAAAGUUCUGCAUUCUCAGACUUUUACGUUAUAACACAUCAGGGUGGGGCUUAAAUAAAUAAUAGCUCAAAGGCAGGUUCGAAAUGAAUCAUGAUUCGAGGGCAGGACGCGAGGGUGACUAACUGUUCGGAGCAGUGACCUCUCUGGAAGUGAAGUGAGGAUACCGGAGACGCAUGAAAUCUCGGAGGAGCAGCACCGCUGCGGAUGGAGGCAGGCAGUGAAGGAUCUCAAAGCAGGAUUUAACCCUCGGAGCAGUCCUAAUCCUGACCCUGAUGCUGUGAUGCUGUGGACCGGGCCGAUUGGCACAGCCUGACUCCAAACCCCUCGAUUUUUACCCAGGUGCAGAGCAACUGCUCUCAGGGAGGCUACUGGCGAUCAAAAUAUUUUCACUAAGUGAAACUUAAUUGAAAGAUGUUGUGUUAUCAAAGCCAAAACAUGUUGUGGAGAUGUAUUGGUUUGAAAGCUCAUCUGUCAGAGCUCUUAGAGGGAGAGAUUUCUCUGAUUAAAGUCUUUGCUCUGUGUUUAAAGCAAACAAACGAGAAGCGCCUCACCUUGCUGCUAUUUUAGCACAGCUGGGCAAACGCUACAUAAAAAUUACUCUGCAAAUCAUUUGCCUAUCUCUCUGUGAGAAGGAUUUUUCAUUUGAAUAUAUUUACAUUAAUUAGUGCCUUUCGUAUGGUUUUGAUGCCUGCACUGGGCUCAGUUUCAUUUUGGCACCAAAACUGGGGGGAGAUCCUGCCUUGUAGGGUGGCGUACGCCGUUCGCCAGGUCCGCAGACCUCUGUGUCCUGCGCUUCCCGAAGCAGACUUCUGUUGAUUAAAAGCUGCCAGAGUUUCGCAUCCCUGCAAGCAUCUUUGAGAAGUCGUUUCAGGGCACCAGGUUAUUUGAAUUUUCCAAAGCCUGUUCUCCUACUCAGGUAAAACCCCUGCCGGAUUUGCCUAAACGAGGACUGCGGAGCCUGACUCAAAUUUAAAUUAAAUUUAAAUUGCUGCUUCAUACGAUUAACAAAAUCCCGCUUUUAAUUGCAUUGCUCUCUUGUUAAACGAUAAGCACACUUCCCCCUCUCUGUUGUCGAAGGCCAGGGAGGCAAUCCAGGUGCUCAGCGCCCUCCUGCCCUACGUCCCCAGGCGGUGGGCAGGACGUGGGGUGCCCCCCUGGGUGCCGGGGACCCCUCGGGUUCCAGGGACGCGCUGCCAGCUCUGCUGCUGCCUGGCACGGGCGGAGGAGCCGGGGAGGUGCUCUGGUUUGUGGGCUCUUUUUACGAAGUUGUUUGGCUUCCUUUGGCACUUGAGGCUUCGUCAGUGUGGUUUGCAUGGGUGGGACUGACAAAAGAUUUUGGUCUGAGAUCUGCAGCCUGCUGGAGCGUUAUCUGCUCUCACGGCCGCAGAUGUUGUCAGCUGCAGCAGGGCUUUCUUUAAUCAAGUUUUUAUGUCAACAAACAAACUGCUGCAGUUUUUAAUUUUGCUGUUGCUUCCUAGCCCCUAGCCUUCAGCUCAGGCCGGUGCUCAUCGGCUCUUGCUUCCUCAAUUUUCUCGUGCACUUAACUCACAACAAACAUUUUUUCAGCUGGUAAAACUCUGUAAAAACAAUUUUGCAGAACCAGUGUUUUCGCUUGUUCCUGCUUUUAUUGACGGGCCUCUUGUUAGGCUGAAGAAUAAAACCGGAGCGGGACUGACAGCCUGGUGCUAGGGCUCACCAGGCUGGCGCUGGGCUCGGGACCUGCCCCUCGCCUGUGACCUGGUGCUGGAGCAGCCCUGUCCCCGUCCCCUGGAGCGCGUGCUGUUUUCCAGGUAAAGGGCUCCGGUGCCAAGCGUUUUUGGGGUACUGGUGAGGACAUUGAUACCAAAUACGAUUCUGUCAACGCACCAAACGUUAACCCAAAACGAGGGCUGUUGGUACAAAGAGGGUACGGAGAGCCCGGGGUACACCGGGACCUGAAUUCAUCGGCAGGAGGUCCUGCGGGCUGCCCGGCCGGAGGAGGCUGGGAGCAGAUGUGGCCCCGCAGGGCACGGCGCGCAUUUCUCAGCGUGCCAACAAAAACUGGGGCGGGCACACCUUGUAAACACAUGACAAAUUCAUUUUCAGGAAAAUAAGCAGGGUGGUUUCUCCGUGACCUUGCCGAUCCCCCAGCAUCAGGUGGAGGGGUUUUUUCUUCUGGCUCACCAUUUCCCAGCAAGUGAGUAACGUGCCCCGAGCCUGCUUUUAAAUGAGGAAAUUCGGAAUCGCUUCUACGCAGGGCUAAAUGCACAGCGCCUGCCUGGUGCAGGACCGUGUGGGGAGUUUUUCCUUUCCGGCAUUUUAAUUCAAUUUGCAUAUUUCAAGUCUCAUUUAUCUGGAAAUGAGCUGGAAACGUACCGGUGAUAACACUGGUGGUUCAGGUUCCAUUUCAUCACUUUUUAAGUGCUGCGUUGCAUAAAUGCAUACCACCCAAGGGAGGUUUCAGAUGAAAUGCUAAACUUUACGGGUAAAAUCUGAAUAUUAUGCCGUCUACAUCAGAUAUAUGUUAUUGCUUUCAUGAGCAGCCACAUGCUGAUUUAUGGCAGCGUGCUAUUUAUUUAUCAACAUUUACAUUGUGGAUUUUUAAAUUAUUCUAAUAACACAAAGCCAACAAGUUGGUCAUGAUGUUUUUCCUUUAAAGUCUUCCUUUGAACGCAUAUAUAAAUCAACUCUCCUUUGAUGUGAAAUUGGAGAUUUCAUAACCGUGUGUUUACUUUUUGGUUUAAAAAAUAAGCUGAAGGGAAAACAGAAAACAAAAACCAAAUAGUACUUUGUAUCUCAUUAGAAAUAGUUUCUAGCACAUUAAAAACUAUAUUGUUUUAGGAAACAAGAACUAGAAAGAGUUGCAAAAGCAUUUGAUUUUUUUAAUGACUGGCUGUUGACUGCAACCAUUCCACUUUUCUUCAGGCACUGAAAUAUGUCUGAAAACCUUCUCCUGUAGUAUUGAUUUAAUGUGAAAUUAGGCUUCUUUUUUUCUUUAAACAUUAUAUUUAAAUGCGCCUUCCCGACGUCUGUUGUGCGAGUGCUUGAAGAGGAAAACUAAUAGAAAUUGUGGAGUAACAAGGGCAGCUGCAGGCCAGUUUGACGAUCCUUCUUGUAAGGGAGGUGACGUCGGGAAAGCACAGCCAAAUGGUCGGGUUGCUCCUCCGAUAAAUUAAAGAACUUUAACUCUUUUGGCUUGCAAACUUUUAAAGAAAACAACAAAAGAAAAACCUCAGCCCUACAAAAUCAACAGGCUUCCCAAAUGUGCUUUGGUGAAAAGCAGAACGGUGACAAAUUGCUUCUGGGUGGCGACCAGGUGCUGGGCUGCAGAGACCUUUUUUUGGCAGCCUGUUUGAGUAAGGACCAGUACGGGACAAGGUGCAUCAACGCCAGGAAGAGAGGUAUUUAAAACGUUUCUCCCAGCUCCUCCGGCGCUGGUGAUGCGAUUACUCUGAUUUUUUUAAAUCUGCAGUAGCACAUCUGCGUCGCAUCCAUUCUCUUAGCGCGACCAGAGAUCCGGACAAAAGCAUUACGCACUCGCCGCUUGACCUGGUAGUCGUUUGCAUGCAUGAGUAAUUUCCCUCCUGCGUGUAAAUAAUUUCCGCCUUGAUUCCCAUCGCCGUCCCGUCCCGGGGCAGGUAGGUGUCAGCUGUUCCUCCCCAGCUCCCGGGGCCGGCCGGCCCGCCAUUCCCAGGAGAGGUGCUGCUAACACGAGUGGAGUUAAUUGUGCCUCCAGAACUGAAGUGAUUUACCAGGGCAAUUAAACCGAGAAGGAUUAAGCCCAGCUGCAUUUGCGUAGAAAUCAAAGGCGAAAGUUGCCCUUGUACCACAAAUCCCUUUGUUCUAAGGAUUUCCAAGCGCAGUGGAAGAGCGAGGGAUGUAAUAUUUGCGUCAGAAGGGUGGGUCACCGGGAACAGAGUUUAUAAACAUUUUUACACGCUGGAGAUCUGCAACGAGAUUCCCCCAUCAAAGUGCGGGGUGGGACCCCACUCUCCGUAGGUAUUCCAGGCUGGAGCCCCACAGCAUCUUAGCAGCUCUUUUAUCUUGCAAUUGCCCUCAGCUCCUGCAAAUGACUCAAACUUUUUCAGGCAGCCUGUUUGAAUAAGGACUCGUGGCCUCAGGGAACCUCAGCUGGUAUACAUUGACUUCAAAGGAUUUGCAUCAGCAGCAGAUACAUCCUCCUGUCUUUAUGCUGUCUGUAAGGCACCAGGAACACCUCUGAUGCUGUGCUCCAAGGGGCAAUAGGAACAGGAAUGACAACGGGACUAUUGCCGGAGCUGGCUUUGGGCUGGAAAGGCCAAGAACUGUAUGUACAUCUGCGUAGCUCUCUGAUGAACCUUCUCGGGAAAGGAAGAGAGUUAUUUCUUCCCUAAAAAGCUAGAAAAGUAGGAUUUACCACACUGAUGCAUGAGGAGGAUCUCCCGGCUUGUGGCUGAAUGCUGCCCUGAACGCCCCGUGCCACACGCAUGGAGAAGGAGUGCGGCCAGUGCGGCGUGCUCAGGCUCCUGGGUCUGGCACAUCCCAUCACAGGCAGGGCCACUUCUCUUCCUUUGCAUGAAAACGAAGGCAAGCAAGCUUUGCCUGCAGAGCUUUCGGUGGGAUGGGUGAGAGGGGCUGUACCAGCUCGCCAUAAGGUUGUGGGAGCUGUCGUGCACUCGGUGGCAAUGCCACCGCCUUGUCACCGCGCUUCUGCUCGGUGGGCACGUCCUCGCCACAGAACCUGGUGCUGGGGCAGGUGCUCAGCCACUCCCUGCAGCUGGAGGGGCUAACCCCAUCCUGAAAAUGCCCCUACCGAGGACGUGGACCGAGAGGGUGCGACGUCAGGAGUGAGGAGGGGAACCGUGAGCUGAGUUCCUGAGCGGUAAUCAAGGAAAUUCCCACAUGCACGCAGAGUUGGAAGGCUGGAAAGAAACUGUGACUCCCUCUACCAGAGAAUACAUGAAAAAUUAAUCAAAGAAUGAUUCAAUUUCUGGGAGGCUUAAUUUGGUUCAGAUGACUUCUGCAGUUACUUCAGAGCAUGCGAAACAGGAAGGCUCCCCCCACUGUGAUGUCUUUUUCUCACACGAUCCUCCAGAUGGUUUUAGACUUCUGUUACUUGAUUAGGAGGUCAGGUGUGCUGCCGUGUGUGCUUCCUUAUUGCAAAUUUCAGGUUGGGUUUCAUUUCAUUCACAGGAUUUGCACUCUUUUCAUCAGCUCUACGUGUUGAUUGCAGUGGUCGGAGUUGGGGUAGAGGGAAGGGAGCCCCAGGACAAUUCCCAAUUCUGCCUCUUGCUUCUUUUGCACGGGAAGCAGCCCUUGAACCCCUGCACGCAGCCAUUCAUGUGCCUCUUCCGCAUGCCUCAGCUCCCGUCAGUACGGCAAGGUUAUCAGGGCCUCUUUCCUUUGUAAAAGGCACUGAGAUGAUUGUUAAUUAUGAAAAUAACAGCGCACGUGCACAUGUUGCUGAUACGCGUUGCUGUAAUUGCCGAGCCGAGUUCUGCAGCUACGCACGAGCUCUCUAAAGCACACAGCCUGCUCUCCCCAAAGAAGCAACACUUCUGUUUGCUUAAUGGCAAAGCAGUUGGUAUUUUCUCAGUGCUAGCAUGCAAUCUGUUUGUUUUACCCUUCGCUGUCAAAUCGAUUUAACGAAGGAAUCGUUACCGAGGUUUGCACAUGACAUCACGCAUUGAUCUGUGCGGAGAGGGAGCAGCAUGCUUUCUCCCCGCGGGUGCCGCAGGCAAAUGGCAAAGCAGCUCGGAGGAAACAGCGCCGCUCCAGAGCAUCCUGACGUGGAAGGAAGCUAAGGAAAAACCCCCAAUCCCCCCACCAGCAGUGAACACAUUGGGAUUGCCAUGCGAACCAUCAGCGCGCCUUGUUCCAUACCAAGAUGAGUUUUUUUUUUUAAGUGUGUCGUGUUAUUAAGGAAAUCCCCCUUAGGUGCCCGCAUCAUCCAGAUGGUAAAUUCCGGUAGAAGGUACAAAGCACGGGGGUACUCUCGUGCACAUACCUGGCACUGUGGGUGUCUCGGCUGGGUUUGGCAAUGACAGACUUUCCAGCCGUGCUGUAAUACCGCCGUCUGCGUUUAUAAAAGGUUGCCGAUUAAAAGUCUGGAAAAGUGAGCAAGAUUAAGGCUGUUGGAAGAGAUGAAGGGGACAGACUUCUGGUUAAAGAUCAGAUAUGAGGGUACAAAGGUCUUUUAUCUGUCCUCAUCUCUGCUACGGAUGGCUUGUGUGACCUUGCAGAGGCUGUUUAAUUGCUUUGUGCCUCUGUGAAAGGCAAGAGCUACCCUUUGUACUUUAUUAAGCCAGAUGUGAGGUAAGGGCGCUUUUUUUCAAAUGUUUGCCCACCACUUGGCAUUAUUUGUCUGAAAGGGGCGAUUGUUUGUGUAGAAACCCCAACUGAUGUAACUUUACUUAAAAGUUGUUUGUGUGAUCAUCUGAUUAUGGUGUUUUUCUUGUAAAGAUAAAGGCCUCAAUCCAGAGAAAUAUUUCGGCACGUGCUUCACUGUAGGUCUGUGGGAGGGUUCACAUGCUGCUGGCAUGGUGCUUGUGACCCACGAAAAUACGUCACUUUGAGGAACGAUAGGGUCAGAGCUCUCAUCUCAUCCCAGAGGCUUUCUCCAGCUCCGUUUGCAGUCCUUUUGCCACUAGUUUUCUAAGUUUUUCAUCACUAAGGUUUCUCAGCUGUCUGCCUCUGAGCCUCGUCAGCUCAAGGGGGAGAAAGAGGUGGCUUCACAGCUCCUUUAGCUCUGGUCUUGUCACGGAGAAGGCGCUUGUCACUGGUACGCGGGGCAUGGAGGCUGGGUUAGUGACGGUAGCUGCAAGGCCCGAGCCUGGUUUGUGUGCGAGGGGGAGAUCUGGGGAGGUAGCGGGCGUUAGAAGGAGCUUUUCUGUUCAGAAGGAGAGUGAGGGAAGUGUGUCAUGAGCAUGGACAGCACCGUGACUUGGUGUUGUCCCCCAGCUCGACUUCCUGCUGCCCGCAGCAGCCCGGCCUGCUACGGCUGUGGCUGCAGCUGUGGAGCCCCAGUGCGGGGCCUGCGGCAGGACUCUCUGGAGCCUUCCCCCAGUGUUUCCAGCAUGGUUCAAACUCCUUUAUCAUUAUUACCGAGGUGAGCGUGUGGCCAAAACCCAAACGCCCCAUCCGGCCCGUGCUGAGCAGCGGCUGGAGCAUCCCUGGGCAGGGGGCUUUGGGCCCAGCGUGGCGCUCAGGGAGGGCAGCCUGCGGGCCGGGCCUUCUGCCUUUGGUGGCAAGGUUAGCGUGGAGGAGCACAGCUCGGGAGCCACGGAGCGCCCUUCUGCGAGCAGUGGGCGAGGAGUCCGCGUAGGUGCUGGCAUUCGUCAGAAUCGCCCCGAGGCGCUGUGGCUCCGCUUUUAAAAGUCAAAGUGAGAAACGGCACCGAAAGCAGCCGCAGCUCCGCGUGGGGCAGUGCUGGGGUUCGUGGGGCGAUGCUCCUCGGGGUGCCCAGGGAGCUGCGGGCUCUGCACCUCACUGCACCCAGAGCCCUGUGGCCAGGGCUGCCCCGCAGCACGCCAGGGAGCCUCGUGACGUUGCGCGGAGCACCACUGAUAGCGUUUAAUCAAAGCAGCCUGAGAAAGGAAAUAAUUCAAGACGAAGGAUUGCCCUUCUGUUUCGGGAGCCCCAGCCGUGCGGUGUGGCGUGUUGCAGGCACCAAGGUCGCCCGAAGGCAGCGGGGGCGCUUCCCCACAGGGGUGAUUCCUCACUGCGAUCGCUGCCACGCACACCAAAACGCGCUUUGCUGCUGGUUUGAGGCUAAAAGGGCAGCUGCAGCUUGCUAAUAAAGUGAUUGUAUUUUGGCUUAACGUAACAAUGAAAGUAGCGAGUAAACCUCCGAAUUUGGGCUGUGCCUAUAUCCUAGCGAGAAAGAAAGAAUUUAUUAAAAUCCUGCAUUGAGACUGCAGGCUGACAUCACAGAUGUAAGGUUAUUGCUAGUUUAGCCUUCUUCGUUGAAAGAUAUUCCCUGUUGUAAAGGUGCAUUUUCCUACAUUGCUGUGUUUUGCCCUCUACCGUAUGGGGAAAAAAAAUAGCGAUCCCAGUAAAAAUGUGAAAAAUCGUGGUCUCAACAAUCCAUCUGAAUACUUGCCUUGAAAAUCCUCAGCCUCUGUCAUGAAGAGGAUUUUUUAAAAAAGCAUAACCAGAGAUGAGAGGGCUGCCUACUUUGACUUAUUUAAAUAUGCACAGAGCUUCCUCCAUUUUAAUCUUCCUUAUAAAAAGAUGGCUGUGUUACUAAAGCUGGCAGCCCCUCAGAAACCAGCAUCAUUUUUUUGUCAGCCGGUUCAGCUGAGCAAGGCUAAUGUGGAGUGGGGACCCCCUUCAGCCAACUAAGCAACCAGGACGAUUCAUAAUUCAUAAGUGCUCGAAGCCAUCUCGCUGAAUACAUUUGGAUUAGUUCUUGUUUCUUCGUGCAAUCCCUGAUUUCAUUAUUCUCUCCUGCUAGCAAAUAACACCCACGUUCAGCCCUCUGCAAAGAUGCUGUGCCAAGGCUGGCUUUGUCUGGGAUUAGCGACUGCCGGGCUUUUGGGGAUCUCUGGGCUUGAUGAAUGCUGAUUUUUUUUACUGACUGGGAAACCGGGGUGUCCUUGUGCUUGUGGAGCUCUCCUGUCUUGCCGGCGAUUUCUGCAUAAGGAUCUGUGGACUGUGGUGUGGAGUUUUCCAAAAUGCCUGAAGCAAACUAUUUGUUAUCUGUAUCUUGGGGUUAUAUUAAGUUCAAGAGAAUGCUGAACCGCGAGCUGACACACCUCUCUGAGAUGAGCCGCUCCGGCAACCAGGUGUCUGAGUACAUUUCCAACACUUUCCUGGACAAGCAGAAUGAUGUGGAGAUUCCUUCUCCCACACAGAAAGACAGAGAGAAGAAGAAAAAACAGCAGCUCAUGACACAGAUCAGUGGAGUGAAAAAAUUAAUGCAUAGUUCAAGCUUAAAUAAUACCAGCAUUUCACGAUUUGGUGUGAAAACAGAAAAGGAAGACCAUCUGGCCAAGGAACUGGAAGAUCUGAAUAAAUGGGGUCUCAACAUAUUUAAUGUUGCCAGGUACUCCCACAACAGGCCGCUCACCUGCAUUAUGUAUGCUAUAUUUCAGGAGCGAGAUCUACUAAAAACAUUCAAGAUCUCAUCAGACACUUUUGUAACGUACAUGAUGACUCUAGAAGACCACUACCAUUCGGAUGUAGCUUACCACAACAGCCUACAUGCUGCUGAUGUUGCCCAGUCCACCCAUGUUCUUCUCUCCACCCCUGCACUGGAUGCUGUCUUCACUGAUUUGGAAAUCCUUGCUGCAAUUUUUGCAGCUGCAAUUCAUGAUGUGGAUCACCCUGGUGUCUCCAAUCAGUUUCUUAUUAAUACAAAUUCUGAACUAGCCCUGAUGUACAACGACGAAUCCGUCUUGGAGAACCACCAUCUUGCUGUGGGUUUCAAACUGCUUCAAGAAGAGCACUGUGACAUCUUCCAGAACCUGACCAAGAAACAGCGUCAGACUCUCAGGAAGAUGGUGAUUGACAUGGUAUUGGCAACAGAUAUGUCCAAGCAUAUGAGUCUGUUAGCUGAUCUGAAGACCAUGGUGGAAACCAAGAAAGUGACCAGUUCAGGAGUCCUCCUUCUGGAUAACUACACAGAUAGAAUACAGGUUCUCCGAAAUAUGGUACAUUGUGCAGACUUGAGUAAUCCCACAAAGUCUCUGGAGUUGUACCGGCAGUGGACAGACAGAAUCAUGGAGGAGUUCUUCCAGCAGGGAGACAAAGAACGAGAAAGAGGAAUGGAAAUCAGUCCAAUGUGUGACAAACAUACAGCGUCAGUGGAAAAAUCACAGGUUGGGUUCAUCGACUACAUCGUCCAUCCGCUUUGGGAGACGUGGGCUGACCUGGUGCAGCCCGACGCCCAGGACAUCCUGGACACGCUGGAGGACAACAGGAACUGGUACCAGAGCAUGAUACCUCAGAGCCCCUCUCCUCCGCUGGAGGAGCGGAGCAGGGACUGCCAGGGCCUGAUGGAGAAGUUCCAGUUUGAACUGACCCUCGAGGAGGAGGAUUCGGACGGACCUGAGAAGGAAGGAGAGGGCAUCGGCUACUUCAGCAAUACAAAGACACUCUGCAUGGACGACCCAGGGGAAAAAGAUUCACAGAGGGAGGCGAACAUAGAAAUUGUGACAGAAGACACAUCUCCUGUUGACACAUAAUGUCCUGUACCUGUGUAAGUGGAUUUUAAACACUUAAUGAGCAUGCGAGCAGUCUCGAGGGACUCGCCUGCAGCCUGGGUCUUAGGCCUGUGUCUAACAUUGGCUAAAAGUUCUCCCCAGCUACUUGAGAUUGGAGUCAGGGUUGGAGAUCGUGUAGUGAAUGAUUGCUCAGGAAAUUGCCGGAUGAUUUACAUUGUGGUUUAAGCCUUGUCAGCUAAAAGCAUCGUGUUGUCCUGGAGCUGGCUUGAAUCGUAACUGAACAGUAAAUGACACACAACUGAGAGAUUUUAUACUGUUAGUUUUGGAAUUUAUACCAGUUAGACUGAUAGAAACUACUGAUUAAUAACUCUACGUAUAAAACCUGUCCACCUGACCACCUGUCUGCAGACCUGUGUGCCUUCUUUGUAAACACUUUCAUGUCUUUUCAAGAGUCUAUUAAAUACACGGAGUUUAGUAUAAAGAGCAACACAAAGUGUUUCAAAAUUGAUGGAUACUUUUUUGAUUCUUCCUGUUACAAGAAGCAGUCUUCCUUUUUUCAUGGGCAAUACCUGUCACUUUAUUGCAGUUAAUCACUUUUACAGACUAAAUAGAAAGGACACCCUCUGUUUUGCAUUACUGCACCUCUAGUAGUCUUCUUACUACUCCAGACGGCCCAUUUAGAGUCACUUCAUGCCAUCGUGCACCCUCUCCGUUGGCUUGCUAGAAAUAACAGUAUUUUUUCCUCAACUGGGUUUUCCUUUCGUUGUGCACAGGACAAAGGGUAGUUUGUUUUCAUGGCACCGUGCAGUACAUAUAUCAGUAAGCGUAAUAAGGCAGUGUGUGACGCGCGCUCCCCCUCGGCAGCUCCUUGGCUCAGUGGAAGUUGCACGCUCAGAUGUUUGUGUUUCUCUCGCCUGUUGUUCACGUUUCCUAGGUUUAGGUCCACCGUCCUCCUCCCGCACUGCCUUGAGCUCUAACACCUCCAUUACUGUUUAUAACAGUGUAUUUAUUACGUAAUGUAUAUACUGUAAUGUUUUGUAAGUUAUUAAUUUAUAUGAAUUAACAUUGCCUGUCGGCGGUGAUGUUAAUUGUGUAGAAAACUCGGAAUAAGAGUUGCCUUUUUUUCUUGUAACCUUUUGUAUUGCAUAAAAUACAAGAACCUGAACAUAGCUGAAGAGACAUACGCAACCCAGGAAGGGCAUUUGGGUGGCAGCCGCCCGCGGGCUUCGUCCUCGCAGCGAACGGGGGCGAGCCAGGCCCCAGGGGAGGGGAACUGGGGGGUCGUGGGCGCCGAAAGGCUGGAAGGGGAAAAGGAAAAGGAAUCCCCCCGCCAGUGGGCCGGCUUUUAAAUGUCACGUUCCAAUUUCUGAACAACCCAAUGUGAAUUUCUAUGACAAAAAUGUGAACUGAUGUAAUAAUUGUGCUGUGAAACUUCUUCUGACAAAGCUUGUUAGGCAUCGUGAGCGGUGUCAAUCUCAGUUUGUAAAAUAUGUUUCAAGCUUUUGGUCCAACUUGUGACUAACUAGUUAAUGAAAAUAGCACAGUUGUGCAUGAUCAAUGGGUUUGUAUGUCUGUUGAACACUGCAUUGUUCCAGGUGGUUAUUUUAUUGUUUUCAAAAAUUUCACACAAUGUAUGUUAUAGUAUUAUAUAUUGUGUUCAGAUGCAUUCUUAAGAGAUUUUUAUAUGAAGUGAAUAAAUGAAAGCAUGACCCUGC